Molecule: messenger RNA, 423 nt
Organism: Ostreobium quekettii
Lineage: Eukaryota; Viridiplantae; Chlorophyta; Ulvophyceae; Bryopsidales; Ostreobiaceae
Source: the annotation of a GenBank genome assembly
AUGGACUGCAUUGUUGGGCAAAUAACCCCAUUCAUGUCUGGACAGCUAGCAUGGCAUUCCAAUUCGCAUGUCCGGAGUGUGGAGAACCACGCAGCGGUUGGUGAUUUUGCGUGGUCUUGGAAUGUGGAUGGGCACGAGGGUGCCAUGCCACUGCGUUUGAGCCUUUUUAGGCCGGUCAAUCUUGGAGAACCUGGGAAUAUGCUCAUCGCCACGCGGCACCCUGGGAAUUUGUUGCCGUGGCUGCGCCGCUGGCGCGGCCCAGCACCACGGCCCAGGUUGCUGUGCUGGGAUGGGUGGUUGAUUGUUGAUGAUGCGGUGGUGCUUGGUCAAACUGAAGCGCCUGGGAAUUUGAUGAACUGCUGCCCUUGGGUAGUUCUUUUGUGCGGUUUUAAACGAUUUGUGGUGGUUUGUUGGGGCUCGUGA